This is a messenger RNA of Betta splendens (Siamese fighting fish), 3744 nucleotides long. It is a transcript of the gene ralaa, whose product is annotated as v-ral simian leukemia viral oncogene homolog Aa (ras related). Gene Ontology annotation, molecular function: GTPase activity; GTP binding; GDP binding. Gene Ontology annotation, biological process: Ras protein signal transduction; regulation of exocytosis. Lineage: Eukaryota; Metazoa; Chordata; Actinopteri; Anabantiformes; Osphronemidae. The record is from RefSeq and is a predicted model, not a curated record. Bases 192 to 812 code for a protein of 206 amino acids. Gene Ontology annotation, cellular component: plasma membrane. The transcript has 5 exons.
ACCGCUUCCAGUCUCCGGAGUUAGCAGGGAGCUAGCCAUGAGCUAACGCGUAGCUAGCUGAGUCUUUCCAUUCCGCUACCAAAACCCAGGCUUCGUCGAACAGAAGAACUGUUCAAACUGUGAACGCCGUCAUAUCUACCGUCCCUCUCUCCACCGCCUUUUCACAGUCAGAUUUCUUGCUACACAGAGCCAUGGCAGCUGCUAAGCCAAAAGGGCAGAACUCUCUGGCCCUCCACAAAGUGAUCAUGGUGGGAAGUGGAGGAGUAGGGAAAUCAGCCCUCACCCUCCAGUUCAUGUAUGAUGAGUUUGUUGAAGACUAUGAACCGACUAAAGCAGACAGUUACAGGAAGAAAGUGGUGCUGGAUGGAGAAGAGGUACAGAUUGACAUCCUUGACACAGCUGGACAAGAGGACUAUGCAGCUAUCCGGGAUAACUACUUCCGCAGUGGCGAGGGUUUCCUCUGUGUAUUUUCCAUCACAGAACUGGAGUCAUUUGCAGCGACAGUAGACUUCAGAGAGCAGAUUUUGCGAGUGAAGGAGGAUGAGAAUGUGCCGUUCCUUCUUGUCGGUAACAAAUCAGAUUUGGACGACCGAAGGCAGGUCAGCGCAGACGAGGCGAAGGCCCGUGCUGAGCAGUGGGGUGUCUGCUAUGUGGAGACCUCAGCCAAAACCCGUGCCAAUGUUGACAAGGUGUUCUUUGACCUUAUGAGAGAGAUUCGGGCGAGGAAAAUGGAAGACAGCAAAGAGAAGAAUGGGAAGAAGAAAAGCAAAAGUCUGGCCAAGAGAAUUAGAGAGCGAUGCUGUAUUUUAUAGUGGUAAAAGAGAGCAGAUUGCUGUUUAUGUGUAUAUAUACAUUUCUCAGACUUUUGCAUUUAUUUUGUGCCCAUACUUGACCAUGACUUCUGUUCCUGGCUAACAGGAUAUCUGACCAUGUGUCAGGGUAGUGAGGUGGCACCCCAUACACCAUUUAUAGCUCUAACUUUUUAUGUGCUGACACUCCAAAUAAUUUAUGUACUUAUGUACUCUGACCACGUUACAGAGUGGAAUAAAUGGGUGGUGUUUUAAUUUAGGCCUAAGCUCAAACAGAGGCUAAGCCAUGAAACGUUACAAAACCUUUCAAUGUAAAGUUUGACGUGUAUAAUAUAUUCAGACAAUAGUGCAGUGCAGGUUCAAAAGGAAAGUACAACUGAAGGUGUCAGCGUGAAGGUUUAAAUGGGGUGAAAUGCAACUGGAGCUCAGUACUGGGAAGCCCGAAGUAAUCUAAUUAGUCUUUGGUAGGAAGUGUAAGUAAACAGACUCAGCGGUGUAGUGUCAAAGGAAAUUCAUCAAGUGCCACCAAGAAAAUGUUCAUUGCACUGGUGAUCUAUGAAGCAUUGUGAUAGAAGGAACGUUGCAUUAACUAAGUCAGAGCGGAAAUUCAAUAGCAUUGCUAGUUGUCCUAUUUUAACAUGUGGUAUAGUUAUGAACACUUAUUUUUAUCUGUGAAGUCCAACUUUUCUUUCACUCUUCUAUCAUCAACCAAUGUAAAAUAAGAACACUAACAUUUCCAUUUUUUCCCCCCAUCAGUCAUUAUGUGGAACAUUCUCAAAUGCACAAACAUUGUUGGUUGCCCGAAAUUUCUGAAGAAUUUUAAAGCACUUGAACUUUUUUUCAGUUCCAAUAUUUCAAAUGUUUUUACCUCGCUAGUCAAUAACUUUCAUUGCCUUUUCUUUGCGAUGACGGAAUCCCUGGUGCUCUGAUAAGAGGUGAUUCCAUAACACUACAUUCUUUCCAUUAUAACUUUAUAACACAACUUGUUAUAAUAAAAUACUUCCAGACAUGUAAGGAUUUCUUUUAGCAGUUUUCCUCUGAAAGGCUCUGACCUCCCCUCUAUUUAAAUAAAUUUGUAUUGAGACUAAAGUGAGGGUAAAUUCAUUAAUUCAUUACGUUAAAACCAUGUGCCCACUUGGUAGAAGUAUGGUGAAGGUGGGAUCUGUCCAAAAACAGUGGCUCUCAGUUACCAAAGAAUAACGCUAGCUAGUACAAACAAGUGCCCGCUUACCAUUUGAAGUGAAUGACAACCUGCUUCAGUGAGCAUCAAACAUCACAUUUUGAAGUGUUUGUGUAACAACUGUCUUUGUUAAACUGAUGAGACUGACUGGUCGGGGAAAGUAAUAAGGUUUCCAGGGCUUUUUCAUCUGCAGUGCAUCACUGUUGCCUCUGUCCAUUGUGAAUGUGAAUAAUUCUCCAUGCUCAUCCUGUUUGCCUGGAAUCUUAGGCUGCCAAUGAUGUGCAGAGUUUAGAGGGCAUGAUAUUGUACUUUGUUUACUUUACUUACAUCUUGCACUAGCCUACCUACCUACCCAGUGUAACACUGCUGUAGUGACAUCCUAAUUAAAUACCUAAUGCGUUUCUUUGAUCAUGAACAGUAGGUAGGGGAACAGUUUUACGAGCAGGUCAAGAUUAAAGCAGUAAAAUGAGGACAUGAUUAAUGGCUAAAUUGCAUAGACCUAAGCACACUGUGAAAUCUGACCCUUGUCUUUGUUUAUUGUUUUUUUUGUUUUAUUUGGCUGAGCUGCUGUUUUCAUUAGUCAGCCAUUCAGACGUCUUUAUCACUUUCACUCCGAUCACUUAUUAAAGUAAGUGCGUGUGCACUGGUAACAGCAACAGCUUGCUAUUUACUUUAAAGAAUUUCCUUUACCAAGAGGAUGCCCAACUAUAGAGUCUAUGCAAAAAUAAAAGAUUGUUGUAAUUUCAAAGAGGAGGUUAAUCUGAAACUUGAAGUAUUAGUAGGCUUCUAAUAGGAUGGAGUGUGGUAGAAGUGCUUAGUUAAGCACAAACACUGUUUGGGGAUCUGACCAAUCAAAACCAACACCGUUCAAAUAUUGUGCAGCAUUUUAAGUUUGAUUUUUUUUGUGAUUUUUAGUUCAUAUGUGAAAACAAACUAUUUUGGCUUUCAUCACAGGCUUUGUCUUAUUUUUUGAGUGUGAUAAUUGUUUAGCAAGAAAAGACAGCAAUGCAUUAGAAUGUGUGGUCUUUCACUCAAAAGCACACAGGUUUUAGGGUAGAAAUAUGAGAGAUAUUAGAUAUGUGACGGGUUGAGAGGUGAGCUCAAUCCUGAAAAUGUCCAGAGCAUCAGAGAAUGUUUGGGAAGUGUUUGGUUAAAUUUGCUUUAAGGGCUAACCUCCAGUACGCCAUUACACGAGUAAAACACCAUGGAAGUUAAAGUGACCAGUACGGAGAGAGACGUACAGUGGAACAGUCUCAGUCUGUUUUGAGAUACCUUCCUUAGCAUGUGGCUGUUAAGUUGAUUAAGUGCUGUGUGUCUUCAUUGUUGAGGAUUGCAAAAGCUAAACUUAGUGCUUGCUUACUCUAACACCGGAUUAACAGUUUUAUUGUAACGCAAACAUACAGAAGAAUAAACUUUCUUUCUCUUUAUUCUCUUUGUUUAACAGACUCAAUGGCCCUAACAUUUUCAGCAAGAUAGUUAAACAGAUGUUUGUGUGAAAGCUAAGAGUAAACUGUCUACUGGAUAUUCAAAAAACCUGUUUUGCCUUUUGUAUAAAACCCUUGGAAUAAGACAUGGGUAUCUGUGUCUUUGUUUGGGUGGUUGUAUGUAUGCCAUCAGUUAAACGUUUCCUUCAUGUUGACUUAUUUUAAACAUAACCACUAAUGUAGCCUGUUUGUGAAUGCAAGAGGUGAAACUUACAUUUCAGUACAUUUUUGUGAGUUGGAAAAUGGCAAAUAAAAUGGAUAUUACUAAUAA